This is a messenger RNA of Lachancea lanzarotensis, 1545 nucleotides long. RefSeq names its product LALA0S02e10000g1_1 (gene PRP9). The record is from RefSeq and is a predicted model, not a curated record. Gene Ontology annotation, cellular component: nucleus; spliceosomal complex. Gene Ontology annotation, molecular function: zinc ion binding; RNA binding. Gene Ontology annotation, biological process: mRNA splicing, via spliceosome. NCBI's taxonomy places the organism in Eukaryota, Fungi, Ascomycota, Saccharomycetes, Saccharomycetales, Saccharomycetaceae. Bases 1 to 1545 code for a protein of 514 amino acids. The transcript has a single exon.
AUGGUGGCUUAUGAGAAUGCUAGACAGAAUUUGGAAGAGCUGGAGUUGAUCGAGAAUGCUAUAAGUGCUCGUUUCAAGCGAAACCCGGAGCUAUUCUAUAGAAAUGUAGAUCAAUGGAAAGCGAUGAGCCUGGAAUGGGAACAUCCCGAUGAGCCGCAACAAAGCAGGUCUGAAAACAAAAUUUAUAUGACAAAGAAGCCCAAACGCAGCAGGAAACAAAUAGUCGCUCAGGAACAUGAAAUCGCUUUGUUUUUGGAUGCAUAUCGCAAAAAUUGCGACGAAUUGUUAAAUCUCGAAUUUGAAGAUGCAAGAAAAUAUCAAGUUUCUGACGGUUCUAUAGACGUUCUGUUGCGUGAAAUUGAGGCAAUUGGAGAUGGUUCUGAUGGCAGCAAGGAUCAUAAUGACAAUGGAGACUAUUCUGCCGAUAUAUACGCAAUGUUUUCGAAUUCGACGUCUUCUGCGCCAGAUAUAAGGUCAAGAAAAGCGCAAGAUGUGGACGUGAUGGCUAUUUUUGCAAAGGAUGAACAAUACGGAGAGGUUUUGGAUCUGACCACAUUCCAUCAGCAGUGGCUGGGCGUGGUUAAGAGGGGCGACGUCACUUUUUUGCAGUUUUUAACACAGAUGGAAAAGUUCCAAACCAAAGAGUUUUUGACGAAUUCAGGAACAAACCGUAACAGCGGAGCUUACCGGGACUUUGUUUCACUGCUCUGUAGCUAUAUCGACGGGCUCGCUCGGCGUGCAUACCCGAUCUUGGAUUGGAAAAGUGUGGACACAAACGUGGCGACAGAAUUUCGAAGCUACCUAGAAACUCCGGUAAUCGACGAGCAAACACUGGUCUACUACUGUAUUGCAUGCGAUAAGCACUUCAAAGUCCAGACUGUUUACUUGGCACAUCUCUCGGGUAAGAAACACGCUGGAAACCUGCGUAAAAACGAACUAUUUUUGGCCCAGGAGCAUAAACUGCACAAGUUCUGUCAAUUUUUAGCGCCGGAGCUAUCACACACGCGAGAAUUUGUCGAGAGAAAGCUGGGGUUUACGUCAGUCGAGCGUGAAGCUGAGCUCGAAAGGAUCACGGCCAACUAUGAGGCACCUAUCUACACCGUGUCUGAGCCCGAAGACCACAUUCCAGAAGGGACAACUUCAGAAACACCAAGUAAUUUGGACAACGCCCCAGAUUUGCCUCUUGGGCCUGAUGGAUUUCCGAUUCCGUAUUGGCUCUAUAAGCUACAAGGGCUGGACAUUGAGUAUCGAUGCGAGGUGUGCGGAAAUUAUGUUUACAAAGGACGUCGCCAGUUCGAAAAGCACUUUACAGAGCCCCGGCACACCUUGGGUCUUCGCAAACUGGGCGUAGAACCCUCUGCUACGUUCCAAGGUCUUACAACAAUUGCGGAUGUGCAAAAAUUGGCUUCCAGCUUACAAUCGAGGGCAACCAGUACAAUGGCUCGUUCAAAAGCCACCAAGAUGGAUGUGGAAGUGGAAGAUCAAGAUGGUAAUGUUAUGACACAACAGAUGUAUGAAGAACUGGAGAAACAAGGUUUAUUGUAA